This is a messenger RNA of Solanum pennellii, 1172 nucleotides long. RefSeq lists its product as uncharacterized. The transcript is spliced from 2 exons. The record is from RefSeq and is a predicted model, not a curated record. The coding region runs from base 52 to 1149 and encodes 365 amino acids. Lineage: Eukaryota; Viridiplantae; Streptophyta; Magnoliopsida; Solanales; Solanaceae.
CGUGGGUCGAUUUCAUUCAGCAAGAAUCGUGACUGAGUUGAGUUCAAAGGUAUGAGUGGGUUUACAUUCAUUACUUUAAAGUUUUAUCAUGGUGGGGCCUUGUUGUAUGAAGGUGAUAAAGCAAGAUAUGUGGGUGGGUUAGUGAGUGAAUAUUAUGAUAUUGAUGUGGAUACAAUAUCAUACUUUGAGAUUAAGGACUAUAUUAAAGAACUAGGGUAUAGUCCAAAUUGUAAAUUUAGUGUCCGGCCACCUAAUAGUUGCAUUUUAGGAGAUAUUGACAAUGAUGAUAUUCUCUUAGCAAUGUGUAAUUGUUUGCAAAGUGGGUCUGUUUUGGAAGUAUAUGUCCACAUGCCUGGUGAGGAUUCUGGUGCAACUUUUAAUAAAUUUGGGACCACUGAGGCUAGUGGAUAUAAUCAAGUAGGUGAGGCUGCUUAUAAUGGGGUAGAUAUAACUAUAAAUACUACCUCAAAUAUUCCUUCUACUUCAAACCCAACAGCUCUAAAUAGUGAUCCAUCAGAUUCUGAAGAUAGUGAAUACUCUGUAAAAGUAUCUGAUGAGUCAACUGAAGAGAGUGAUGAUUCUGAAGAUAGUGAAAUACUUGAAGAUGAUCAAUAUGGAAGUGAUGUUCAUGAGGAGUUAAUUCAACUGAGGGCUGAGAAAAGAUCUUUUCUGAGGAGGAGAAAAAGAAGGGAAAGAAUUCCUGCAGAUACUGAAGAAGUAGCAUGUGGUAAUGCUGGAGCAGAUCUUGGGUUUGAUGAGACAGCUAUCAAUAGAUGUACUUUAGAAGGAAGGUUGGGGGGUGAUGAACCAUAUUAUGCAAGUUCUGAUGCUUGUAGUUUUGAAACUGACACAGAUGAUAGUUGUCUAGAGGAAGGUGAAAAAAUGAAGUUGAAACUGCCUAACACAAAAAGGAAAAAACAUACCAUAGAGAGAGUCAGAUUUGAUCCCAACAUUAAGAAGAUUGUGUGGCAAUUGGGUAUGGUUUUUGAAAGUGUAAAAGAGUUUAGAUUGGCAGUCACUAAGUAUGCAAUUCAGAGAGGGGUUCAGAUUGAAAAGUGUGUGAAUGAGCCAAAUAGAGUAAGGGUGAGAUGUUGCAAGGUAAAUUCCAAAUGUUUGUUAUAUGCAAGUUUGGACAAGAAGACUAAAUAACUUUGUUAUUAAGACUUACAUGC